Messenger RNA from Medicago truncatula (barrel medic), 2618 nucleotides. RefSeq names its product pentatricopeptide repeat-containing protein At2g03880, mitochondrial. The record is from RefSeq and is a predicted model, not a curated record. Gene Ontology annotation, biological process: RNA modification. Bases 38 to 1762 code for a protein of 574 amino acids. NCBI's taxonomy places the organism in Eukaryota, Viridiplantae, Streptophyta, Magnoliopsida, Fabales, Fabaceae. Gene Ontology annotation, molecular function: zinc ion binding; RNA binding; protein binding. The transcript has 2 exons.
UUGAAAGAGGCUCGAACCCGCUAUCUUUGGAGUCUGAAUGGCAACCGAGUCUUGCCUUCGUCUUCUAUACACCUGCAGAAACAUUUUCCAUAUCAGACAAGUUCAUGCCAACGCAUUAAUCAAUGGAACAUUCAACAAUCUCAUUGUUGCAAACAAACUCCUUCACUUCUAUGUUCAACACAAAGCAAUCAACGAUGCAUAUUACCUGUUCGAUGAAAUGCCAACAAGAGACCCAACAACUUGGAGUAUCAUGGUUGGUGGAUUUUCCAAGCUUGGUGACUAUAACAAUUGCUAUGCAACCUUUAGGGAGAUUCUUCGAUGUAACAUAACGCCUGAUAACUACACUUUGCCGUUUGUUAUUAGAGCUUGUAGGGAUAGAAAGGAUAUUCAAAUGGGUCGAAUGAUUCAUGACGUGGUUUUGAAAUAUGGGUUGGUAUUGGAUCAUUUUGUUUGUGCUACGCUUGUUGAUAUGUAUGCAAAGUGUGCGGUGAUUGAGGAUGCUAGGAAGUUGUUUGAUGUGAUGGUUAGUAAGGAUCUUGUGACGUGGACGGUUAUGAUUGGUUGUUAUGCAGAUUAUGAUGCUUAUGAGUCGUUGGUUUUGUUUGAUCGGUUGAGGGAAGAAGGGUUUGUUUCUGAUAAGGUUGCUAUGGUGACGGUUGUUAAUGCUUGUGCGAAAUUGGGAGCUAUGCAUAGGGCUAGGUUUGUUAAUGAGUAUAUUUGUGGGAAUGGUUUGUCUUUGGAUGUUAUAUUAGGGACUGCGAUGAUUGAUAUGUAUGCUAAGUGUGGAUGUGUUGACUCUGCAAGAGAGGUUUUCGAUAGAAUGAAAGAGAAAAAUGUUAUUUCGUGGAGUGCCAUGAUUGCUGCUUAUGGAUAUCAUGGGAAGGGGAAAGAAGCUCUUGACUUGUUUCAUAUGAUGUUGAGCUGUGGAAUUUCACCGAAUAGGAUAACCUUUGUCUCCCUUUUAUAUGCUUGUAGUCAUUCAGGAUUGACCGACGAGGGUCUUCACUUCUUCGAUUCAAUGUGGAGAGAUUAUGGUGUUAGACCUGAUGUCAAACAUUAUACUUGUGUGGUUGAUCUUCUUGGACGUGCCGGGAGGCUAGACGAGGCAUUGAAAUUGAUUGAGACCAUGAAUGUUGAAAAAGACGAGAGGCUGUGGAGUGCUUUGCUUGGAGCAUGUAGAGUUCAUGGGAACAUGGAGUUGGCAGGAAAGGUAGCCGAGUCUCUACUUGAACUACAGCCAAAAAAUCCAGGGAUUUAUGUAUUACUAUCUAAUAUUUAUGCAAAAGCCGGUAAGUGGGAAAAAGUGGGAGAAUUUAGGGAUUUGAUGACGCAGAGGAAGCUGAAAAAAGUUCCUGGAUGGACAUGGAUCGAAGUGGAUAACAAAACAUAUCAGUUUAGUGUUGGAGAUAGAUCUCAUCCUCAAUCGAAGGAGAUCUAUGAAAUGUUGACUAGUGUAAUUAAGAAGUUGGAGAUGGUUGGGUAUGUACCUGAUACAGAAUUUGUGUUGCAAGAUGUUGAGGAAGAAGUUAAGAAAGAAAUGCUGUACACCCAUAGUGAAAAGCUUGCUAUUGCAUUUGGCUUAAUUGCCAUCCCAAACAAGGGUGAUCCUAUCAGGAUCUCUAAAAAUCUGAGAGUCUGUGGUGAUUGUCACACGUUUUGUAAGAUGGUAUCAGACGUUAUGAAAAGGUCUAUAAUUGUUCGGGACGCAAAUCGCUUUCACCAUUUUAAUGAAGGGGCUUGCUCAUGUGGGGACUAUUGGUAGCAUUAUGUAGCACCGAAACUUCAGUUUGAAGGCGUGUCCGGUGCUCGUUUCAAUGCUUCAUAUGACAAUCUACGGCUUGCUCCCUUACAAUUAAUCUGUCUCACUUAAAGAGUGAAUGCAAAAGAUGUAUUCAGGGAACAGAGUUCUCAGAUUGAUCCUCUCAGUAAGAUUUAUUUUCCCACAGAACAUGGUGCACUUUAGGAUACACUUCUUUUGAAACCAGGAUACACUUAACAAGGGAGCAUAUUCAAAAUAGCAGGGGGCAUGUUUGGAUUUUCAUUGCAAACAACAUUUGGAAAUCCAAACGUAGGCGGGUUGUAGGGUGAGUGCAGCAUAUCACCUACCAUGGAUGAGUGAAAAAAAGGUGAGUGCAUGCUACACCAGGUUGUAUGGUAACUGUUAGACUGUAUUUUUCGACACACAUAAUUUGACAGAAGAAAAACAUGUUAAGUUGGGGUUAGUGUUUGUUUACAUUCCAGAUUCCAGAUGGUUGUUAGUUCGACAGAUUUUGGAACACUUGGCAUAUUGGAGAUUGCAAGACUAUUCAGUUUCGACUAAAGAAAUUUAAAUUGCUUAUGAAGAGGCAAGAUCAAAAGGUCGAAAACACGUGGGAGCUUGUCAAGAAAUCUGAGAGACAUAGCAAGACAGGUUUUUAUUUGUGACUGUUAUUUUCAGUUAUUUUCUUAAUUAGUGUAUAUAGUGGUUCUGUAUAGGAAAUAAGGGUCACAAAUCAUUUACAGAAACCUUAAACACUCAAAUUAUCCAAGUUACAGCGAGAAACGAGUCUUAGGAAAAUGUAUGUAUGAUUUGAUGUACCAGUUUUCUUCAUUUAUUCAAUCAAAUGCUUUUCUUUAAA